AUCUUGAGGAAGGGCAGCCUCGUGGUGCCUUCUGGCUGAGGCCCGGGGAAAGAAAGCGGAAGCCCUGGGAUCGAGUGCAUCUUUUCUCUGACACGUGCAGCCUCAUUUUGAGAUCCCUGUUUUUGUAGUCCUGAAAGACCAGAGUGCGGAUAGUCUGAUUGUUACCCAUACGUUUGUCUAGGUACGCCAUGGCUCAGCUCCAGACACGCUUCUUCACUGACAACAAGAAAUAUGCGGUAGAUGAUGUUCCCUUCUCCAUACCUGCAGCCUCUGAAAUUGCUGACCUUAGUAACAUCAUCAAUAAAUUGUUGGAGGCCAAAAAUGAGUUUCACAAACAUGUGGAGUUUGAUUUCCUCAUCAAGGGCCAGUUUCUACGAAUGCCGUUGUUCAAACACAUGGAACUGGAAAACAUCUCAUCAGAAGAAGUUGUGGAACUAGAGUACGUGGAGAAGUACACUGCCCCUCAGCCAGAACAGUGCGUGUUCCAUGAUGACUGGAUCAGUGCGAUCGAAGCGACAGAAGAAUGGAUCUUGACUGGUUCUUAUGAUAAGACUUCUCGGAUCUGGUCCUUGGAAGGAAAAUCAAUAAUGACAAUUGUGGGACAUACAGAUGUUGUAAAAGAUGUGGCCUGGGUGAAAAAAGACAACUUGUCUUGCCUGCUGCUGAGCGCCUCCAUGGACCAGACUAUUCUCCUGUGGGAGUGGCAUGCAGAGAGGAACAAGGUGAAAGCCCUGCACUGCUGCCGGGGCCAUGCGGGCAGCGUGGAUUCCAUCGCGGUGGAUAGCACAGGAACCAAAUUUUGCAGUGGCUCCUGGGAUAAGAUGCUAAAGAUUUGGUCUACAGUUCCUACAGAUGAAGAAGAUGAAAUGGAAGAAUCCACAAAUCGACCAAGAAAGAAACAGAAAACAGAGCAGCUGGGACUCACGAGGACUCCCAUUGUGACCCUCUCUGGCCACAAGGAAGCAAUUUCCUCAGUUCUGUGGUCAGAUGCUGAAGAAAUCUGCAGUGCGUCUUGGGACCACACAAUUAGAGUAUGGGAUGUUGAGUCUGGCAGUCUAAAGUCAACUUUGACAGGAAAUAAAGUGUUUAAUUGUAUCUCCUAUUCUCCACUUUGUAAACGUUUAGCAUCUGGAAGUACAGAUAGGCAUAUCAGGCUGUGGGAUCCCCGAACUAAAGAUGGUUCUUUGGUGUCGCUGUCCCUAACCUCACACACAGGCUGGGUCACAUCAGUAAAGUGGUCUCCUACCCAUGAACAGCAGCUCAUUUCUGGUUCUUUAGAUAACAUGGUUAAGCUGUGGGAUACCAGAAGUUGUAAGGCUCCUCUCUAUGAUCUGGCUGCUCAUGAAGACAAAGUUCUGAGUGUAGACUGGACAGACUCAGGGUUACUUCUGAGUGGAGGAGCAGACAAUAAAUUGUAUUCCUACAGAUAUUCGCCUACGACUUCCCAUGUGGGGGCAUGAAAGUGAAAGAUAAAUUUGACUGCAGAGAUUCCUUCUGUAAAUAAAAUCAGUAGAGAAUACUCAGCUAACACCAAUACAGAUACAGGAAGCAGCCUUUUAGAUUAAAGUUAAUAUACUGUUUCACCCUUGAUGAUAGUGUUAUCACUGUCUUUUUAUUUUGUAUUUAUUAUACAACAGUUGUGUUUAUUGAAUAUAAAACAUGGCCUGCAUUCUCUACCUUAUGAAAACUUUUGAAAUUAAACUGAGUUUUAAUUUCUCUUCUAAAGGUAUUGGUUUGAAUUACGAUUUGUUUUUGAAGUCCUAUAAAAGUAUGUGUUAAAAAAGUUCAGUAAUUGUUCAGAUUUUUAUUUCUGAGGGAGGAACUUCAUUUUUUAAAGUUAGUGUUUAAAAAAAGCAUCUAAAAAGUAAUAAAUUUUAACAGAAAAAUCAGAAAUACAAUCUGUGUUUGGUAAAAAAAAUUAUUCUGUAACUGUAAUAAUGUUCUUUGUAAGUAUUCAGAACAUUAAAACAUGUAGAUGUUGCCAGUUAUUAAGAAUUUGUUGAAAUAUUUUAAGUGAAGUACUUUGUUUCAAAGAUAAGUCAGGGCAAUUCCCUAGUGAUCCAGUGGUUAGGACUCCAUGUUUGCAAUGCUGGGGGCCAGGGUUCUGUCCCUGAUUAGAGAACUAAGAUCCCACAAGCUGUAUAACGUGACCAAAAAAAUAAUAAAUAAAAGACUUUAAAAAUACAUAAAGACAAGUCAGAAUCCUUUAGAAAUAGCAUACAGAUUUCAUGGUAACCAGGAAUCUCUCUCCCACACUUACACUUGUGUAUAGAUAAGAAUUCUUCAGACAAAACCUUUCAGUAAGUUUUAGGUAAAAACAUUCUAAAAUUUUCGUAUCAUUAGCACUUAUCUAAAUCCAUUUAUUAUAUGCCAGAUAUGUAAAGUAAAUGUCUUAAAAUGUGACUUUAGUGGAUUGGUAUUUCUCAAGCAGAGCACCUCUGCCUCUAAAUAAUAAACAGGAAAUCAGUUUGGUCUCAUCAUUAGACUCUAAUGCCAUGUAUCUCAUACGAGGUUUCCUAUUACAGAGGUCUAGGAAACAACCAGAAUAACCGGGCUGCCACUGAGAGCCAGGCUGACAGUGGAUUAAACCAUGUGAACGAUUACAGAAGUUCAGAGGCAGUCCAGUACUGUUCAAGUGGUUUUGUGCCACACGCCUUAGGGACCUGACUCCCUCUUGACCUUAUUUUUCAAAGGACGAAGAUAAAGUUAUAUUCCUCUUCUGGAUGGUUCUGAAUGAACCUUAAGAACACAGGUACAGAAAAUAUUUUUCUUAACUCGCCCAGUCUGUUCUGCUCACAUGUAGUAUGCAUAACCUAGGUGGUUAAAGUAAAGGUGAAGGGCUUCCCUGCUGGCUCAGACAGUAAAGAACCUAUCUGCAAUGCAGGAAACCUGGCUUCGAUGCCUGGGUUGGGACGCUCCCCUGGAGGAGGGAAUGGAAACCCACUCCAGUAUUCUUGCCUGGAGAAUCCCAUGGACAAAGAAACCUGAUGGACUCCAUGGGGCUGCCAAGAGUGGGACACUGACUGAGCGCCUAACACAGGCUCAAAGAGGCCAGUUUACUAGAUGAAGGACAAAGAAGGAAGUGGCAUCAAGUCCUGUUUCCAAGCCUAUUCUUAACGAUGGUGCCGACGCAGGAUACAUUCAUGGUUUAGGGAUUCUCCUUUGCGGGAUGUAGUAUCAGUGGCCAAGUCUCUUAGAGAAAGACUGAUUGAUCCUUACCAAACCUCUUAUGUAACUCAAGCGAUUAGAUCUUACUCUCCAAACAGGAAGAGCAUGAGAGGCCAAGAGAAAGCUAGAAGACUUAAGUCCUUUUAAAACAUAGUGUUUUCCUACCUCCCAUUGUUUGUAUUGUCUAAAAAAGUAGAGGGUCCCUUUCGAUAGUCCAUUUUCCUCCAUUUUAGUUACACCGGAGACAGGGACCUUCCGUGGACUUGUUUGCUCCUAAGAUUUGCUUGGAGAAGUCAGUGGAGCUGCUUUUCUAGAGCUGGAAUUUGGGAACCAGACAGUGCAGUGUUGAGGACCUGCAGACCAGUACAGGGUCAUCUACGCUGCCUUGCCAUGGUAAUGCCAUUCAUAAACAUGUUAAUCCUUAUUUUUACCUCAUCAAAGUGUUAAGAAAUUUCUGUUUGGCAACAAACUUCCUAAUUUUAAAGUUAGGCACAAAAUAUACUCCAAUUGCUGAAAAAGUCAGUCAAAUGGCUUCCCUGAUAGCUCAGAUGGUAAACUGUCUGCCUGCAAUGUGGGAGAUCCGGGUUCAAUCCCUGGGUUGGGAAGAUCCCCUGGAGAAGGAAAUGGCAACCCACUCCAGUACUCUUGCCUGGAAAAUUCCACGGACAGAGGAGACUUGUAAGCUACAGUCCAUGGGGUCGCAAAGAGUUGGACACGACAGCGACUUCACUUCACUUCUACCAUGUACCAGGGUCUCUGCUGGGGUAGAGGGGAGGGGGGAAAAUGUAUAAGAUAUGGAGACUACCUUCUCACAUGGGAGAUGCUCAAUUAAAACCUGGUUACAACAGUAUCCUAAGUGCAAAGAAAGAUGUGAAUCUAAGGCAGAAAGGAAGCAUAGAGAAAGGAGCAGUUACCUUUGUGGGGAGGGAAGUGGCCACCAAGAAAGGCAUGUAGAAGAGUGACAUCUGAUCGAGAUUUGGGCAGAUAAUUGGUUGGGAAAGUGAAGAUGGAAUUUAUUUCUGGCAGGGGAAGCAGCACAGAAAGAUCAGAAAUGAUAGCUCAGAAGUAUCUUGUGGCAGAAAGCAUAAUAUUUUCAUAUGCUAAGAAGUUUAAUUUUAUUUUCCUCUUAAAUAAAGCUGCCUUCCAGGUCUUACGUAAGAUGAUGAUCUUCCUAUAUUGGAAACUGUGAAAAUAAAACCUGACUGUGAUGAUUACCUAGAGAUUAUUAGAGUAGAAAUUUUAGUUACUUAAGUUUUUAUUCUAUAUAAAAUGAUACAAUAGCUUUUCUAUGAAUAGAUGACCAGUGUUUUUCAUAUUCUUCGAAUUUAGAAUGACCAUUUUGGAACUGUGGUCAACAAUGCAUAUUUUGGAAUGCUUCUUAGCAUUAUCAGGAGGAAAGUACAAAUCAAAUUUCAAAUUGACAUAAAAUACACAUAAUUGGACAAACAGCCCUACAAAGUGAAACUAUCUGGGAACUUCUGAUAAUAACAUUGAAAUCUGUUUAUAAAAAUUAUUUUGGUGUACUGGGUUGGCCAAUGUUAUAGUUUUGAAAAAUCAGUUGCUUAUAAGGAGAAAUAUUAAUCUUUGUUAUAUACUACCAUACCUUCUGGGCUUCCCUGGUAGCUCAGCUGGUAAAGAAUCCGCCUGCCAUGCAGGAGUCCCCACUUUGAUUCCUGGGUUAGGAAGAUCCCCUAGAGGAGGGCAUGGCAACCCACUCCAAUGUUCCUGCCAAGAGAAUCCCCAUGGAUAGAGGAACCUGGCAAGCUACAGUCCAUAGAAUCAAAGAGUCGGACACGACUAAGCAACUACACAAACACACCAAACCUUCUAUUUUAAAAGGGGAAAAAAAUGACCCUUUAACAAUAUGCAUGAGCAAGGGUAUUCAAUUAAUAUGUUUUAUUUAAAAAGCCACUAAUUAGAAUCAGGUUUCAUUUGACAAGUGAUAUCAAAACUUUGCAAAUCAGAAACUGCCAGGUAUAAAAUCAGCAGGAAUUUUGUUAAGUCACUUUACUACUGACAUUUUUUGACUAUCAUAGACUUCUAUUAGUAACCAUAUUCAUGUUUUAUUAUUAUGUCACAUAAGCCAAAUAUAUCUUUAAUGUAGCUUAGUAGAAAAGGGGUUUUUUGGUUUAAUAUAAUUAGAUUAACUAUUGUUAUUCCAAUAUUGGUUCCAUUGGUUCCCAAGUUUGAGGUGGUGUCUAUAAAAACGGCAAAAAACUAUCCCUCUGUAACAAUCUUCUGAUAUGGCUACUAAAAGAUUUAUUUUAUUUGGUUGCACUGCAGGGCUUGCAAGACUGAACCCCUGCCAUGGCAGUGAAAGCAGUGAGUGGGAACCACUGGAGCCCCAGGGAAUUCCCUGGCAAAAAGCAAGAGAUCUUUAUCUUAAAGAAGAAUAUUUGCUUACAGAGGUCAAGUUAUUUGACUAGAUUUCAUGCAGCCAGUAAAUAGCAGAAUAAGAAUCCGAAUUUGGAUUUAUCUCAGAGCUCAAGCUCUUAAUCAUACAAAUUCUGCCCAUUCUUAAGUCAUGCAUAAGAACAAUAUUUUUUCAUACAUGUAAAGAGUAAGUGGGAAAAUGUCUUCACCUAGAUGAAAGAAAGGUUGUACACAAAUAUAAGUGGCAUUUAUUUGGUAUCAAAUUACCAUGUUCAGCUUUGCAUGUUUUUGCCUUUAGAAUUGAUCUCGAUUUUAGUAUACAACUUAAAUGUAUUAGAAUAAUAAUAUGAAGAUGUGUACUUUCAAGAUCCAUUGCUAUUAUUUUCACUUAGGAAUUGUGAAAUAUAAGCAAAAUAGGAACUUUGAAAAUUAUCCUGUUAUUUGUAUCAUUUUAAUUAUCAUGUUAUUCAUGUUAAAGGAAACCUCAACCCAAACAGUUUAAAUAUCUAGUGUGAUGGUAUAAAACCAAUUAGUCGCAGAACUCAGUGACAUGUUUCCAAAUAAUAAAGACUACAGGACGAUGAUCUUGGUUAUGUACAAUCUGAUAGAAAGUUUGCAACAUGUCAAUUCUAUGUAUAGCUAUAUGCCUGGGACUUUCUAACACCAAAUAAAGUUCAAUGAUUGUUUCAGGA
Messenger RNA from Dama dama (fallow deer), 6233 nucleotides. RefSeq names its product WD repeat domain 12 (gene WDR12). Gene Ontology annotation, cellular component: preribosome, large subunit precursor; PeBoW complex. Lineage: Eukaryota; Metazoa; Chordata; Mammalia; Artiodactyla; Cervidae. Gene Ontology annotation, molecular function: protein binding. The record is from RefSeq and is a predicted model, not a curated record. Bases 189 to 1460 code for a protein of 423 amino acids. Gene Ontology annotation, biological process: maturation of 5.8S rRNA from tricistronic rRNA transcript (SSU-rRNA, 5.8S rRNA, LSU-rRNA); ribosome biogenesis; maturation of LSU-rRNA from tricistronic rRNA transcript (SSU-rRNA, 5.8S rRNA, LSU-rRNA). The transcript has 13 exons.